Molecule: messenger RNA, 2832 nt
Organism: Trachymyrmex cornetzi
Lineage: Eukaryota; Metazoa; Arthropoda; Insecta; Hymenoptera; Formicidae
Gene: fbl
Product: pantothenate kinase 3 fbl
Exons: 10
Coding region: 400-1602 (400 amino acids)
Biological process (GO): coenzyme A biosynthetic process
Cellular component (GO): cytosol; nucleus
Molecular function (GO): pantothenate kinase activity; ATP binding
Source: RefSeq, a predicted model, not a curated record
AUGGCGGCCUUUACAGUUUAUCGAGAUGGUGCGCGCUCGGCAAGGUCGAAUUUGCUAUACGUGCGACCGCGAACGCAGUGUUUCCUCAUAGUAGCAUUUCCGUCGACGUCCCGUUCAUUGUACAGUUAUUGCCGGGGUAUUAUUUAGACAGCACUGAGGUGCUGUAGUCAGUGUAGUCGUUCACUCAUUGCGGUCAACUCGCAAGUCGCAGGUCGUGGUCAGUCCGGUCAGUCGUGAUCAGUCGGACGGUGCGAACGGAACGGAAGGGAGCGUCCGGGUCGUGGUGUGUAUUAACUUGUGCCGUUCUCGAUGGUUCUCGAUGCUUUCGCGUAAAUCUGAUGACGAAUACAUUAUUUAUCAUAACAGAGGGAUCUGCAGUGAACUAUUCUAUUCUGAGCAAUGAGUCCGCAAAGCCAUAAGAACAAUUUAACUCCAAAAGACAUGCAGUCUAACGGAUACUCUGCUGCCAAUACCAUGGCCAAAGAAGCAAGAAAUCAUUCAUCUCCUUGUGAGUCAGUGGAUUCAAUGCCUUGGUUUGGAAUGGACAUAGGUGGUACAUUAUGCAAAUUAGUGUAUUUUGAGCCGAAGGAUAUAACGAGAGAUGAAGCAGACGCAGAAGUUGAGAUAUUGAAAAAUAUUCGUCGAUAUCUCACUAAAAAUUCGGCAUAUGGAAAAACUGGCCAUCGUGAUACGCAUUUACAAAUGGAUAACAUCUGUAUUAGAGGCAGACGAGGAACCUUACAUUUUAUUAGAUUUCCUACAAGUGAAAUGGGAAAUUUUUUAGCAUUAGCAAAAUCAAAAGGUAUGGCAAAUCUUGUGACUACUGUUUGUGCCACUGGGGGUGGUGCUUUUAAAUUCGAAGAUAAUUUUAAAAAGGAAGUAAACAUGAAUUUGGCAAAAUUUGAUGAAUUAGAUAGUUUAAUACGCGGGAUGCUCUACAUAGAAACUACGAAUCCACAUGAAUGCUAUUAUUGGUCGAAUCCCACCGAUGACAGCAAAUGCCAAAAAGUACCCUAUGACUUUUCUGAACCAUAUCCUUUCUUGCUCGUUAAUAUAGGCUCCGGAGUAAGCAUACUAGCUGUAUAUGGACAAGAAAAUUUUAAAAGGAUAUCUGGAACAAGCUUAGGUGGUGGUACAUUCUUGGGAUUAUGCUGUCUUCUUACUGGAUGUAACACCUUUGAAGAAGCAAUAGAACUAGCGACAGGCGGCGAUAAUACAAGAGUGGAUAAAUUGGUUAAGGAUAUAUACGGUGGUGAUUAUGGUCCUUUCGGUCUUCCUGGAGAUUUAGUUGCGAGCAGUUUUGGACAAAUGAAUUCCAAAGAUCGUAGAAAUACUGUCACAAAGGAAGAUCUGGCGCGUGCAACUCUUGUUACUAUCACAAAUAAUAUUGGUUCUAUCGCGCGUAUGUGUGCUGUUAAUGAAAAAAUUGAAAGGGUUGUAUUUGUAGGAAAUUUUCUCAGAGUAAAUCCCAUAUCAAUGAAAUUGUUGGCCUAUGCUAUGGAUUAUUGGUCUAAAGGAACUUUGAAAGCCCUGUUUUUGGAACAUGAAGGUUAUUUCGGAGCGGUGGGAUGUCUAUUACAAUUUAAUGGCGAAUCGAGCUAAACAAUGGGGAAAUAGUCAUAUAACAUAGCAUUCCAUAUGACCAACUUCGUAGAACAUUUCUCGAGUGAGCAAGAUUAUUCGACAUAAUUAUAUUUAUUUUUGUUACAUUUUUUCAAUUCAUGAAUCUACAAUUUAUUGAGUAAUCAUUUAUAUUAAUAUGGAAAGCCUUGAUAUUUAUGUAGUAGGAUUAAGGGUAUAUUUGUCAAGUGUCAUUGUAUAAUUUAUCACUAUUUUAAUGUAGGAAAAAAUAAUUGUCAAAAUAUUUUUAAUUUUGGUCGGAGGGUAGUUAUUUUGCUAUAAUUGUUUGAUUACGAGCACAAAUCUAACUCGGCAAAUAGAAUCUAUAAUGGACCAAAUCCAAUAGGAUUAAGGAUAGUCUCUUCUUCCGAUGUUUGUUACAUGCCGCAUAGACUAGUUCUACCUCAUAAUUUAUAUUGUAAAGUUUUUCUACAAAUGUGCACACAGAUUUUUAUGUAUAUAGGUAAUAUGGCAAUCAUUAUUACACUUACACAUCUUUUCUCUUCGUAAGUUUAUAAUCGAAUAAAACCAUUGGGUAGCGGUAAAUACUUUCGCACUGAUUGUUAAUAUUAGUAAUUAUUUUGUUGUUAAUGCAUUGCACAUUACAAGGUGAACCUUUUAAAAUAAAUUUUUAAUUGAAUAUUAAUACAACUUUUCUAUGAAACAUUAUUCAUGCGCUUCUGAUAGUUGCAUAAAUUACGAAUUUUUUAUACCGCUCCAGUAAAAUCACGAUUUAUAAUAAAAAAAUAUACGCUUCCGUCAGGAUAAUGAUAUGAUACAAUACAUAUUGGAAGUUGUCGAAGCCCGCAGCUAACGCUAAAUAUUCACAGAAAGUUCGAUUCGUAUUAUCAAUGUACCGAAUGUUCCGGAACAGUAAAAAAAUCUUCAUAGAAUGUGCAAAUGUCGAUGAAAUGUUCAGAAUAUCGUGUGAAUACUUUUUAUAUAUUUCAUGAAAAUCGUGAGUGAGCGAGCAGUGCACAUACUCGCCGACAGAGGGCCGCGGUGAAGAGCAUUUAUUCGUAAACAAGAAUCACAAGAAGCGCAACACUUCGUCUACGAAGAGAGCCCUGAAAUUGGACUCCGAGGUGAAAACACAUUAAAUGUGUUUUCUAAAGUAAAAUUUUGUUUAAAAACUGAUUCACGGACGACCUAAACUGGAAUUUUUGAAAAAAUUAAAAUUUUGUGGAAUAUACAUAUAUGGAAUAUUCUCGA